This is a messenger RNA of Dentiscutata heterogama, 920 nucleotides long. Lineage: Eukaryota; Fungi; Glomeromycota; Glomeromycetes; Diversisporales; Gigasporaceae. The record is from the annotation of a GenBank genome assembly.
AUGGACGCGCUAUACGACUCGCAACCUUACCUUACACUAAAAGUGACGCGUCAAUCGGGUCCAAUAUCCAAAAAAGAUAUUUUAGCAGAGCCAAACAUUGGCAUCACAGCUGAUCUAAACCCCUUUAACAUAAUUACGCAACCAACAAAAAUUUAUAUGAAAGAAAUUACCGAAAGCGAAGCGUCAUUCUCAGUAAAUUCAAGCGCAAACAAUACAACUGAUAAUAUCUACUUAGGUGCAACAUUUGAUAGCUAUUUCACAAUAACCAAUGAAUCAAGCCACUAUGUUCGAGAUGUAGGUUUAAAAGUUGAAUUAAUAACUUCCUCACAACGUUUAUUACUAGCCGAUAACACUGUGAAUGGGCCAAUUCCACUAAUGGAACCUGGUAAAGUUAAUGAAUUUGUUAUAAAACAUGAAAUCAAAGAGUUAGGUGUCCAUAACAUAGUUUGUUUGUAUCAAUAUGCCACAAAUGAGGGUGAAAAAAGAUCUUUUAAAAAGUAUUAUAGAUUUCAUGUAUUAAACCCUUUUGCUGUGAAAACAAAAGUUAAUAAUAUGGGUAACGGAACCGUUUUUUUAGAAGUACAAAUACAAAAUGUUGCAGAAAGGUUUAUGUAUUUAGAAAGAAUGAAAUUUGAACCUGGCGAAGUAUUUGAUUAUCAAGAUCUGAAUUACGUUGUUAAAGACGAUAGAGAUGGUAGAGCGAAUGAGAUGGCAGAGAUUAAAGUGAAAAAGGCUGAUGAAAUUAAAGAAAAGGAUGUGUGUGAGAUGGAAGACAAAAGACAAACCGAUGAACAGAAUGUUAAUGAAGAAAUUAAUUUGGUAGAUUUACAAGACGACGCAAAUUCUGAUAAAGGAACUAAAGAAUCUAAAGAUAAUUUAGAUGGAGGUGAAUUACAAAAGCAAGAGAUAAAAGAAUCUGA